This is a messenger RNA of Hippoglossus stenolepis (Pacific halibut), 2234 nucleotides long. Its product is annotated as chemerin-like receptor 1. The record is from RefSeq and is a predicted model, not a curated record. Lineage: Eukaryota; Metazoa; Chordata; Actinopteri; Pleuronectiformes; Pleuronectidae. The transcript has 2 exons. The coding region runs from base 169 to 1305 and encodes 378 amino acids. Gene Ontology annotation, cellular component: plasma membrane. Gene Ontology annotation, molecular function: complement receptor activity; G protein-coupled receptor activity. Gene Ontology annotation, biological process: positive regulation of cytosolic calcium ion concentration; inflammatory response; complement receptor mediated signaling pathway.
UGGGAGGAGUUUCUUGUGUGCGGGCCACUUGUGGUUCCUCCUCAGUGGCAGUGACAUAUUACAACACACAGGGCAGUUUAUAUUGACCUGUCAGAGUUUGAUCAGGGAAACUUCUGCUGCAGAUUCAUCCUCAACAGACCGCGGGGCUUAGAGAAAGGUUCAAAGACAAUGAUGGAGCUAAUGACUGAUACCCCUCUCAACGUCACGAACACAUCAGACAUCACUGGAAGAAACAGCUCCUUGUACGAAGACUACGAAGAUUAUGACUACAAGGACGAGCACGCUGAGCUGAGACAGUCCCUCAAAUUCAUCUCUCUCAUUAUUGUCUGCCUGGUCUUUGUUCUCGGUGGGUUCGGGAAUGGAGUGGUUAUCUGGGUGACCGGGUUCAAGAUGAAGAAAACCGUUAACACCGUUUGGUUCCUCAAUCUCGCUGUGGCCGACUUCUUCUUCACGGCGUUCCUGCCCCUGGGUGUGACGAACUUGGCUCUGGAUAACCACUGGCCUUUUGGCAACUUCAUGUGCAAACUCAAUGCCCUUGUACUGUCCUUGAACAUGUUUGCCAGUGUCUACAUCCUGGUAGUGAUCAGUGUGGACAGAUGUGUGUCUGUGGUGUGGCCCGUCUGGGCCCAGAACCACCGAAGUGUACGCAAGGCGUCCUACGUGAGUCUGGGUGUUUGGAUACUGGCUCUGAUUCUCAGCGCUCCAUACUUCAUCUUCAAGGACACUGGGUCAAACCCUAACAAUGAAGACAUCAUCUACUGCCACAGCAACUUUGCCCUUUCUGACGACUAUGAAACACCAUCAGUGAAACAGCUGCGACAGUUUCGACAUCAGACCAUGACCAUCACCCGCUUCCUCCUGGGAUUCGUCGUCCCCUUCACUGUCAUCGUCUCCUGUUAUUCUGUGAUCAUCCAUCGUCUCAGGAGGAACCGCACCCUGGCCAGCCAAUCAAGUCGCCCCUUCAAGAUCAUCGCUGCCAUCAUCACCACUUUCUUCCUUUGCUGGGCGCCGUUUUACUGCAUUACUGUAAUCCAGAUGGUUUAUCGAACGGGGAUCGACUCGAGUGAAACAUUGGGCCACGUCAUCAGAAUCGGUCUCCCUAUAGCAACCAGCCUGGCCUUUCUCAACAGCUGCCUGAACCCACUGCUGUAUGUGUUCAUUGGCAAAGAUCUUAAGGAAAAAGUCCGCAAGUCCAUCCUGAACCUGUUGGAGACUGCCUUCCAGGAGGAAGAGACACACUCUUACACUAACACAAAGUCAACAGACAGAGACAAGCAAGCUAGUAAUACCGAAGAAGCAGAAUAAUGUAUAAAUUCUGCUGGAGAAAGCACAUGUUUAUCUUUACAGAAAAUAGGAUCUUAUCACCAAAACAUCUUGAAUUUCAAAAAUCACCCAGAAGGCAUUGCAAAAUAUGUAUUCCAUAAAUUUAUGGUUGAAAAACAGAAAAACUGCGAGAAAAGGGAACUUAGUUUCUUCGUCUUUCACAUGCACGCGAAUUGUGAUGCAUCCUGUGACGAAUUCAGAAAAAUAGAGAAUUAUAUUUGUUGUUUAUGGGUCAUCAUUUAGAAUAUAUUAAUAACACAGUAAAAAUAAUAUUUUGAUGAAGAACAUCAUGUGUUUUUUUCUGUACAAUAUAGUUAUGGUUAAGCUGGAAUAUAAAUCUACAGUGUAAAAUAGUGCUGUGAACAAACAGGUUUAUAGAAAGUUAAUUUCCCAUCUUCCCCCUCAUACCCAACCCCACCCACUGAUGCCAUUGUGUGUGUGUGUGUGUGUGUGUGUGUGUGUGUGUGUGUGUGUGUGUGUGUGUGUGUGUGUGUGUGUGUGUGUGUGUGUGUGUGUGUGUGUGAGUGUGAAAGAGAGAGAUAUUUUUGACUGCUACAUGUCCAUUGCAUGAUUUAAUAAACAUGUUAUUCAGCUUAAGGACUGAUUCCUGAGAGACUAACACAGAAAUAAUGUACGUUACCAUUAGAUUAUCAUGAAUAAAGUAGCAGCUGCAUUGUAAACUUGUAUAGAACAGCUUCAUUUGAUCUUUAAAUCAUUGCCAGUUUUGUGGGGGGAUUUCGGGAUGUCUAUUUUUGGGUCUGUUGAUGAUGAUGAUGGCUGUUAUUGUGAUUCUUUUUUGUUACCACCAUUAUUUCCAUUGGGCAAAAUAUUAUCAGGACUUUAUCACCUUUUAUCUCAUCAUUACCUUAUAAUAUCACAUUACACUGUGACAAAUAUGUUUUACCAUAUAA